This is a messenger RNA of Gambusia affinis (western mosquitofish), 2497 nucleotides long. RefSeq names its product CD209 antigen-like protein E. The transcript has 8 exons. Bases 1534 to 2382 code for a protein of 282 amino acids. NCBI's taxonomy places the organism in Eukaryota, Metazoa, Chordata, Actinopteri, Cyprinodontiformes, Poeciliidae. The record is from RefSeq and is a predicted model, not a curated record.
AUCAUCUGCGUAGCUGUGAUAACUCACUGUAUUUCUUGUUAUAACCUGAACUAGUGGGAGCAUAAAGUUGUUGACUAGAAGAGGUCCAAGGAUUGGACCUUGUGGGAUUCCACAUCUGACUUCUGUCCACUCCAAAGUCACAAACAAAACGCCAACAUAUUUGGUCAUUUUGAGCACAUCAAGUAUUAUUAAACUGGAUUUGAAAUGAUAAAACACUGACAAUAUCAAAACGUGGGUCAGUGGUUCUGUGGUGACCGGUGGGGGAUGAGCUCAACCAGAACUUGGGCCUCAUGUAUCAUCGGACCGACUCUGUGUGUUCAUUAAUAGAACCUAAAGAGCUCUGAAGUAAAACACCAAAUAUUUAGUCUGAAAAGAACAAAACGGCUGAAAUUUUUAAAAAAAGAAAACAGACAGCAGUUCAAUUAACAAUUAUUUGUUAUUUGAACAAAUAAAAAUGUAAAAUUAAUAUGAUGGGAAGUUAUUACUGCAGAAUCUGUUUAAGCUUUAAUGGAAUAAGUAAAAACAAGCAUUUGGGAGGAAACUGCAGAUGAAGAUUAUCUUUAUUCAAGAUCAACAGGAAGUUUCAUUAGAUAUGAAGCACGAAGAUAUUUUUAAAAAGUCAUUCUGUUCCACCUGCAGAGGACAGACGACACAUUUAUGGUGAGUUUUAAUACUUUUCUAACUAACGGAUGCACAAAGACACAAAACUUUAUCACUUUAUAUGAAAUAAGCUCAGAUUUAAAACAUUUUAUUAAAUAUGCAGCCUUUAUAAACUCUAACUCAGAAGGAUAUUUUAUUAACAGUGAAAAAGACGGGAAUAAAAGUCUUUCAGCUGUUUUAGUUUUACUGAAAACGUCCUGGAGACGCCCUGCUGUUGAGAAAAUAAGAGGCACAAAACAUUAUUCACAUUCAUCAAUCAUUUGUAAUAAAUCCAGCAACCUUUUGAAAUGAACUGUAAUCAGAGGUGAAAUAAUAAAAUGAAUUAUAAUAAAAUGUAAAAAUGUUUUUGGUCCUGAGAUAGUUGAACAGGAGCAUCAGAAUAAUGAGUCGUCCACAAAACGGUGAAGAAGGUCAGAACAUCAGAUCAGAUGUUAGUUUCUGUGAGUCUGUCUCCUGGUUCUGAUCCAGGUUCUGAUCUGGUUCUGAUCCAGUUCUGAUCCGGUUCUGAUCCGGUUCUGCUCUAAAUGCUUCUCAGGUGAAAACCCAAGCAGGACCUGCAAGCUGCCAGCAGGGCAAUAAUAACCUAAUAACCUAAAAUAAAAUGCAUUAAUAAAUGAGGAACAUUAAUUAAGAGGCAACAGAGUUUUAAUUAUUUCACUGUUGUUUACAAACAAUACAGACGAUGGAUGCAAAUAAAUAUCUGACUAGGAAUUAAAAUAAUAUAAAUGUCAUUUGAAUUAAAUGAAUAGAGAAUUUAAAUAGUUUAUUUUGUUUAAAAAUACUGAGAAUCAGACAGAAUAAUGAGGAAGUGACAGCAGAUGAAGAUUCCUCCUCAUCAUCAGGUUAAUGAGGAAGUUUCUUUAACAUAAAGUUAUGAAACACGAAGCUGACGCUGCGACAGAAGAACGGAAAAGUCAACAGAGGAGGGAGGCUGGAGGUAAACGUCUGCAGGAAACAUCAGCUGAAGCUGUUUUUGUCUUCAGUUUCCUCAUCAUGAGACGCUCACAGAGACACACAGAGGGUGAAAACCCAAGCAGGACCUGCAAGCUGCCAGCAGGGGGAGCAGUUCUGCUGGUUCUGGUCGGUCUGCUGGCUGCUGCUCUCAUCGUCAUCUGCAGACUCUCUUUUGUCAUCCUGGAGACCAGAGAAAGUCUCCAAACCCAGAAAGAGGAGAUUGAAGCUCUGGUGAAAAACGUCUCAGAACUAAAAUCCUCAGAGCAGUCAGCAUGUCCAUCCUGUCCUCCACCUCCUGCAGUAAAAAAUCUGACACGUCUGAAGUGUGAACCAGGCUGGGAGAAAUAUGGAGGAAACUGUUAUUAUUUCUCCACCACUGAAUCCUCCUGGAUUAACAGCAGAAGUUCCUGCGUUGAUCGUGGAUCAGACCUGGUGAAGAUCGACAGCAGAGAGGAGCAGAUCUUCCUGGAGAGCAGACUGAGAAACUUGAUGAAGGACGAUGAGGACAGGUUCUGGAUCGGACUGACGGACUCUGUGGAAGAAGGAAAAUGGUUCUGGGUGGACGGAUCUGCUCUGGAUAAAAGUUUGAGUUUUUGGUCUUCCAAGCAGCCAGACGACCUGGGUGUGAAUGAUCUACCUGGAGCGGACUGCGUGAGGAUGGGGAUGCCAGAAGAGAACAACCUGAACUGUUGGGCUGACAGAAACUGUGAUUCUCCUCAGAAAAGUAUCUGUGAGAAAACAGCCCAAGUUGUGCUGUGCUUGUGUUAAAUUCACUUUGUUCUUCAUCUUCCAGUAAAAUGUUCAUGUUGGAUUUAUUCUGUUCUCAGUAUCAACUGAAAGAAAAUAAAUCUUUCUGUAAACAAUAAAAAAACUUUUUAAGCCA